AUGAAAGAGUUGGGUGCGUCGGAGGCCAGCACAGUCUACCUCGGCCCAGAUGAUUGUAAGACCAAAGCCAUGUCCCCACGUCCGAUUGGACGUAAGGCCGAAUCGGCCAAAUCUAAUGGCUUCGUGGAGUGCCAGGCCGAGCGUUGCCCGGCGCAGCAAGGGUGCUACCUCCUGCUCAACACGCCGAGGGACUCCUGCUGCAGCGUCUGCAAAGGCUGCGAGUAUAUGGGCAGGACCUACGCGAGCGGCGAGGAGUGGAAGGACCCUAGCAACCCGUGCCGCGUCUUCUACUGCAAGGCGGGGGUGGUCACCGAGUCCGAGGAGGUCUGCUACGUGCCGUGCCCCCAGUCGCUGCCGCCCGAGCCGGGCCAGUGCUGCCGGACCUGCCCAACGUGCCCGAUGAGUGAGAAGGACCGCGACAGGGACAGCAGGUCCGUGACGCUGGCCGAGGACCCGUGCGUCAGCUGCCAGUGCCGCGGCGGCCGGCUGGCCUGCUCCAAGAAGGCCUGCCCCGUGCUCAACUGCCCCCAGUCCACCAUCGAGCACCUGCCCGGACAGUGCUGCCCCGUCUGCAAAGGCAGCCGGCGCCUGAUCUACGAGCUGCCGACGGGCAGCUGUCUGCUCGGCACCGAGAUGAAGGCCUCCGGGAGGUCGUUCCACGUGGACCACUGCACGACCUGCGCCUGCGUCAACGGCACGUCGCUCUGCCGCCGGCCGUCGUGUCCGGCGCUGGACUGCCCCGCCGAGCAGCAGGUGACGGCGCCGGGCCAGUGCUGCUCCACCUGCACGCCCGCGCUCGAGAGCAGGGCCGCCUGCACGCUCAGCGGCCAGACCUACCAGGACGGACAGCAGUGGCGGCUGGGCCCGUGCAAGUGGUGCAUGUGCUCCGGGGGCGUGGCGCGGUGCACGGUGGAGCGGUGCCCGACGCAGCAGCAGUGCCCGCCGCACCAGCGCCUGCAGCAGGUGGACGGCGAGUGCUGCCCCAAGUGCGUCGACACGGACGGCGUGUGCGCCGUGUUCGGCGACCCGCACUACCGCACGUUCGACGGCAAGUUCUUCAGCUUCCAAGGCUCGUGCAAGUACCAGCUGGCCGCCGACUGCGUCGACCACAAGUUCUCGAUCCGCGUCACCAACGACGCCCGCGCCACCAAGACGUCGUCCUGGACCAAGACGGUGUCCAUCAAGGUCGGCAGCGUUAAGGUGAACCUCGGUCAGCGCCUCCGCGUCAAGGUGAACGGGGUCCGCAUCACGCCGCCCUUCCGCCUGGCCGGCACGCCCGGGAACGCGUCGGGCGGCGGCCUGCCCGGGGUGGACGCGAGCAGCGAGGUGACGGUGGAGCGGCGCGAGGACACGGUCCUCGUCACGACGGGCGUGGGCGUCAAGGUGACCUGGGACGGCAACUCGUUCCUGGAGGUGUCCGUGCCCACCUCGUUCAAGAACAAGCUGUGCGGCCUGUGCGGCAACUACAACUCGCUGGCCCGCGACGACCUGGCCACGCGGCGCGGCCGCCUCGCCGCCGACGUGGAGAGGUUCGCGGCCUCGUGGCGCGUGGGCGGGCGGCACGCGUGCGCGCGGCCGGGGCUGGCCGGGCUGGGGCUCGGCCCCGGCAGGCCCGGGGGCCGCCAGCAUCACCAGGACGCGCCGCCCGCCUGCCUGCGCCUCAGCAGCACCAGGAGGAUCCGCGACUACCGACGCUGCAAACCCCUCAUGGGCGACCCCUUCGCGGCCUGCCACAAGAAGGUCAACGCCGAGAUGUACUUCAAGUCGUGCCUAUUGGACAUGUGCGAGUGCCCGUCGGGCCGCUGCUACUGCGAGGCCUUUACGGCGUACGCGUACGAGUGUCGGCGGGCCGGGGCGGCCCUGGGCGACUGGCGGGCGGCCACGGGCUGCGUGGCGGGCUGGGCGGAGGAGUCGAGGGUGCCCAUCGGGCCACCCUUCCCGCCGCACCAGCGGCCCAGGGGCGGCCACCACCACGGUGGCCGGGGAGGAAACCGGGGAGGCGGCGGCGGCGGUGGUGGCGGCGGCAAGGGGGGCGGCGCGCGUGCCCACACCAGCAGCACGACGAGCAGUAGCUUCCCGCGGGUGGCGCAGCUUCAGCACCUGACGGGACUGUCCGGUCUGCGUCUGCCGCAGCCCGGAGCCUCCAGGCCGCCACCCCCAACAUUGCACUGAAACUCUCUAGUCUCCAUCGCCAUCCUCCUCAACACCCCGCCACGCCCCGCCACGCCUCGCCCGCCCCGCAGGCCAUCGAUCUCUGUAGAAGGCGAAGAACUCCAGGACCUGGCCCAACGCGGCGGGGCGAGGCAGCGCGAGGACUCACUUGUCUGGACGGCCGGGCGCACUGCUCCGGAGGCUGCUCCGGGCCGCGGCGGCCAGCGCGGCGGCGGCGGCCAACGGGACGGAGAAACGUCAUCCCGCCGCGGAGAGGCGUUGCGUUCAUCUCGCAUUCUUCGCGUUCCAGCCGAUGCAAAACAACUCACCGUGCUCCGCCGUGCUCCGGAGACCACCUGGUGGGCAGCCUCCGGCCGCGCCCCGCCCCGCUGGUCCGCGCCGCGCCGGCCCGCGCCGGGCCCCCCGCCGAGCUGCACGGGCGUCGCGACGCGUGGUCGGGCCGAGCGGCCGGCCGGCUGACCCUUUGCCCGCCCGCCGGCGGAGAGGCGACGCGCCAGUCUGGACCCCUCGCUCUCGUCGGAAUGCCCCGCUGGCCCCGGGCCGCUGCGUCUCCUUGCACAACUUGUCUAUUAUGCAACAACGACAAGGAUACGCGGGUCGCCCGGGCCACGGCGCGGCGCGCGACAGGAUGAGCGGACGGCGCCGCGCCCAGCCCGGGGAGACUUCAAUUAAAAGGUGAAAAGACGAAAACCUCGACGACGGGGAAUGCCGCGCGCGCCACGCCCCGGCCGGCUUCGUCUUCCUCAUCCGCUCGAUCACCAGCCGACAUGACUCUUUCGAGUUCGACCACCGCGAGUGCGGGUUGUAUUAUGUAUUGUAUUCAGAACCCUGCUGCAUACUGCAUUAUCAAAUUAAUUCGCAAAAGCAAGUCCAAGUCAUUAUUGUUAAUAAGUUAAAUUAAAUAAUCUACCGUACUAUGAGAUUGAUGCAUAUUAAACAAUUUUGUGACGACAGAGUAUUAUUACUAUUAAGGAUUCAUGUAUUUUAUUGUAAUCAAGUCAAAUUGUUCAAUGUGUAUACUGGAUUUAUAAGUAAUGUGUUUGCAUGAGUUGAGUCAUAAGUUUAGCAUUAACUGAGGCAUAGCACUUGUCAUUGACACAAUGAAAUUUGUAACUGGUAUUGCAUUCAUUGCACUUUCAGGGACAAGACAGCAAAACACAGAUCAAAUAACUGAAAGGACUUUUAUUUAGGACUUGUGCUAUGUGCUCUUGCUGUAUCGCAAUCAAGGAUCUCGUUACCGCAUUUUACAUUAGGAUAUUGAAAAAAAAAAUUGUAUAUAUUACUUGGCACUGUACAUAUUGAGUAGAGCUAGCGUUUUGUCAUUUAAAAAGAAAAGAUUUGUUCCUAUAGCAUAAUGAAAUGUGUGCCAUUAGGUCUGACAGUAUAAUAAACAGCCCUUCUGCAGAUAAAUUA
Messenger RNA from Frankliniella occidentalis (western flower thrips), 3585 nucleotides. RefSeq names its product BMP-binding endothelial regulator protein-like. NCBI's taxonomy places the organism in Eukaryota, Metazoa, Arthropoda, Insecta, Thysanoptera, Thripidae. The record is from RefSeq and is a predicted model, not a curated record. Bases 1 to 2172 code for a protein of 723 amino acids. The transcript has 9 exons. Gene Ontology annotation, molecular function: protein binding.